AUGUGCAAGGAGUUUGUGGCGUCAACGGAGGGAACGGCGCUCCUCGCUGCUCUGUAUAUUGUGGAUUAUAUGAGGAAGCAAGACAACGUGGCGGCGAAGUCGACAUUUUACGACGUGUUAAUAGAGCUAGAGCAUGCUAUUCGUAGAGACAUGUUUAUUGUGGAGCAGAUCAAGUACACCACAAAGGAAUCGAAGGAGGGCAAGAAGAGCAUGGAGGCCACCCGCGCGGAGGCCUUUCGUAUACACUGCGCGGCGAAAGUCUUUGCGUUUCAGCUGCUUGGUGACGUGGUUGCCGAUGAUGAGAAGGUUGUUUCUUAUGCGUCAAAGAAACAGGAAUCCAUUGAUGAGGCUCUUAACGCAUGGGAGAAAGCCAGCGUCAAGAUCAAGGAGCCCAUGGCGGAUAUCGAGCAUUGCUGGGUCGCAAAGCAAGAGAAGCAGCAGUGUGGUUCACUGUAUGGGACGGCCGCUGUCUUUGAUGAACAGCCGAACAAGACUUUUGCGCUACUUCUUCCCUCGAUAACAGCAAAGCUACCGAUGCUGCCAAUGCAGGAAGGCGAACUGCAGUACGUACUGCCUGGGAAGUCAGGUAUGCUUCUCCUCGACAGUGCCCCACCCAGCGAAGGGUGGAUGAUAUCCAAGAGACUGCUUGUACAGGCACGCAAAUCGAAACUUUCCAAGGAUGACGAGCAGGCGCUCCUUGGGCUGCUCAACGAGUCGCUCGUGUCGCGCUUAGGUGUUUCCCCACAGCAGCUGAGCGAGUUAGCGACGCAUAACCCGGAGGUGUGUGCUUCUGUGCUGCUCAAGCUUCCAUCAGGCUCAGCAGGGGCGUUUAUUCAGUUUUUGUUGAAGGGCAACAUCCCCGAGGAAAACAUGCAGACAAUUCUCCUCCGAGCGUCAUCCGUCCUGCAGCAAGUUAACGUGCGAACCUUUAUUUCUACCAUGAUCCACAAGCUCAGGGAAAGAGGUGAAUUGUCUACCGGUGCGGAGAGCGUGAAGAACUUCGCACUGAGUCUUCAUCAGCUUGUGAUGAAGGCCGCAAAGGAGAACAGAGAGAUUUUUAUAGCCGACGCUUUCCGCCCCGACCUGGAGCAGCUGUUUCAGUCGAGUAGUAACCCAGAGGUGAAAAACAGAUGGGAGGACAUGAAACGGUAG
Messenger RNA from Leishmania braziliensis MHOM/BR/75/M2904, 1152 nucleotides. RefSeq lists its product as hypothetical. The record is from RefSeq and is a predicted model, not a curated record. Lineage: Eukaryota; Euglenozoa; Kinetoplastea; Trypanosomatida; Trypanosomatidae. The transcript has a single exon. Gene Ontology annotation, cellular component: CCR4-NOT complex. Gene Ontology annotation, biological process: mRNA catabolic process; negative regulation of translation. The coding region runs from base 1 to 1152 and encodes 383 amino acids.